AUGCAUCCUUUUAGGUAGCUUGUGAAAUUUGGAAGAUGCAGAAAGCAAUGCAAAAAAUGUUGGUCUGUAUUUAAAUAUGAUAAAGCCCGAUUUUUUAAAAUAUAAGUAAAAAUAUAACUUUAAUGGCAUUAUUUUAAAAUAAUCAUAUCACUUUUCAUCAGAAGAAUCUAUUUUUUUAAUUUAUUUUUUAAUUUCUUAUUAAUCAGUAUUUUACUACCAACUUACUCAACAUAUGUAAAGUUUUUGAUAAAAAAAGUAUAAAAAAAGAUAUCAUAAUAAUAAUAAUUGAAAAGAGCAUUUUAGAAGAUUAGAAUUGAGUUUCUAGUAAAUAAAUAAAUAAAUUUAUAUCAAAUUGUAAGAAAAUUAUAUAUUUUCAAUUAAUUUUGUUAUAUAUUUUUGUGUGUUUGA
Molecule: messenger RNA, 408 nt
Organism: Tetrahymena thermophila SB210
Lineage: Eukaryota; Ciliophora; Oligohymenophorea; Hymenostomatida; Tetrahymenidae
Product: transmembrane protein, putative
Exons: 2
Source: RefSeq, a predicted model, not a curated record